Molecule: messenger RNA, 645 nt
Organism: Lizanozyma spartinae
Lineage: Eukaryota; Fungi; Ascomycota; Pichiomycetes; Serinales; Debaryomycetaceae
Gene: RPB5
Product: DNA-directed RNA polymerase core subunit
Exons: 1
Coding region: 1-645 (214 amino acids)
Biological process (GO): DNA-templated transcription
Cellular component (GO): RNA polymerase I complex; RNA polymerase II, core complex; RNA polymerase III complex
Molecular function (GO): DNA-directed RNA polymerase activity; DNA binding
Source: RefSeq, a predicted model, not a curated record
AUGGAUGAAUCAGACAGAAAGGUAAGUCGGUUAUGGAGAACCUUCAAGACGGUCAAAGAGAUGGUCAGAGACCGAGGAUAUUACAUCACGCAAGAAGAAAUCAACAUGUCAUUGGAAGAGUUCCGGUCCAAGAUUUGUGACAGUAUGAACCAACCUCAAAGAAAAUUGAUGUGUUUCCAAGCCAACCCCAUGCCUGAAUCGUUAGAGAAGUUCCCUGAAUUGGGAUCUUUAUGGGUUGAGUUUUGUGAUGAAGCGUCUGUUGGUAUCAAGACCAUGAGAAACUUUUGUAUUCAUAUUAGUGAGAAGAACUUUCUGACGGGUAUUUUCAUAUACCAGAAUAGCAUUACCCCCAGUGCCAAUAAGUUGAUCCCCACUGUGUCUCCCGCAUCCAUUGAGACGUUCCAAGAGGGGGACUUGAUUGUCAACAUCACUCAUCAUGAGUUAGUGCCCAAACAUAUUCGGUUAUCAACGGAGGAGAAGAAGGAGUUGUUGGCAAGAUAUAGAUUGAAGGAGUCGCAAUUACCCAGAAUUCAAAGAGAAGAUCCGGUGGCAAGAUAUUUAGGUUUAAAAAGAGGGGAAGUGGUCAAGAUCAUUAGAAGAUCAGAAACUUCUGGAAGGUACGCUUCUUAUAGAAUUUGUUUAUAA